CCUACUACACCAAGACGCACAACACCUAUACCAACGACGACAAGGCGAACAACACUACGGCGAACAACACCAAGGCGAACAACACCACGGCGAACAACACCAAGGCGAACAACACCACGGCGGACAACACCAAGGCGGACAACACCGCAACCCAUUGCGACAACCAAUCAGGGUCCCCUCGAGUGUUCGAUUGAUGCUGAUCCAGUUUGCACGGCAACUACUUCUGGCGUCGACUGUCCAUGUGGUGAUGUAUAUGAAGAAUGGGCAGAAUGCCGGAUAUGGGGAGCUGCUCACUAUAUCACAUUCGAUGGGCACUCUUAUGAUGUCCAGACUGGAUGCUGGCAAACUUUAAUUGCGUUUCAUUUACAAGAGAAACUUGUUUUCUCUGUUACUGCAUGGCUAAUGUCAGGGAGAGGAGAAGUUGAUAAUUAUGUAUUCGAUGAGGAAGCAAAAUGGCCUGAUGACGUGUCAUUCAUUAACAUGGUGGAACUCACACUAGGUCAAAAUACAUACACAAUACAUAGAGAUAAAACCAUCAGAUAUCAGGGAGGAAAACCACUGACAAUACCUAUUGAACACAAAACUCCAAAUAAUUUUCAACAACCUGGUGCAAACAUAGAAGUUCGUCUUUAUGAAGAAGGGGAAAUGGUUCACAUCAGUGUACCUCACUUUGGAAUUGAAUUAUCGUACAGCGGAAGAGGUACGGGUCGAGUGCACCUUAAGUUACAUCCCGUCUACAAAAAUAAUGGAUUGGCAGGAAUGUGUGGAAACUUUAAUGGUGAUCCCGACGAUGAUUUCCGAGAAGAUAUAAGGCAUUAUGUCAACCCUGGAAGAAUAUUUGCAAUGAUCCAUCGUUUCGGAGGUUGUGCC
Molecule: messenger RNA, 870 nt
Organism: Owenia fusiformis
Lineage: Eukaryota; Metazoa; Annelida; Polychaeta; Sabellida; Oweniidae
Source: the annotation of a GenBank genome assembly